CCCUCCCUCCCGGCCCCCCCUCCUCCCUCUCGCCCCCACCUCCUCCCUCCUUCCUUCCUUCCCUUCCUCCCUUCCUCCCUCCCUCCUAGUUCCUCCACCAGGAAACAACCGGAUCCGGAUCCCGGCUGCGGCCUGACCCGGCUACACUCUGGCCGGGAGGAUGAAAGGCCUCAGCAGGGAGCUCCCUGCCACCAGCACUGGGUCCUAAGAGCUGCCAUCCAGGCUGGCCGCCCGGAUGGCGACCCCAGCCUCAGCCCCAGACACACGGGCUCUAGUGGCUGACUUUGUAGGCUAUAAGCUGAGGCAGAAGGGUUAUGUCUGUGGAGCUGGCCCUGGGGAGGGCCCAGCAGCUGACCCGCUGCACCAAGCCAUGCGGGCUGCUGGAGACGAAUUUGAGACACGCUUCCGGCGCACCUUCUCCGACCUGGCUGCCCAGCUACACGUGACCCCAGGCUCGGCCCAGCAACGCUUCACCCAGGUUUCCGACGAACUUUUCCAAGGGGGCCCCAAUUGGGGCCGUCUCGUGGCAUUCUUUGUCUUUGGGGCUGCCCUGUGUGCUGAAAGUGUCAACAAAGAAAUGGAGCCACUGGUGGGACAAGUGCAGGAUUGGAUGGUGGCCUACCUGGAGACGCGCCUGGCCGACUGGAUCCACAGCAGUGGGGGCUGGGCGGAGUUCACAGCUCUAUACGGGGACGGGGCCCUGGAGGAGGCACGGCGUCUGCGGGAGGGGAACUGGGCAUCAGUGAGGACAGUGCUGACGGGGGCUGUGGCACUGGGGGCCCUGGUAACUGUAGGGGCCUUUUUUGCCAGCAAGUGAGAAAGUCUAGGGCCAGGUGGGGCUAGGUGUGGCUAGGGGGCCAGGAGAGCUGGAACAGAACAGAGAAUGAUGCCCUUGGAAGAAAUUGGAUGGUCAUGGAACAGAAGGACAGGGGAAGGUAGUGUGUGAGGGAGCCAAGCGUGCCAGGCAGGUGGCAAGAAGAAACAUUGAGGAAUGUUUCAAGGCCAGGAGCUCAGAUGGAGUCAUCGCAGGACUUGGGGAGAGGUAGGAGGCUCCAAGGAAGGUGAACUUAUUUCAAGAAUUGUGUCGUCCCCCCCUCCCCGAUGAAUGGGGUCUAAGGAACCUAGGAUUCACCUCCCUUUGGAAUGGAAGCUUGGUGAUUAGGUGACUGGAUGAAUGGCUAUGGCUGUGGGCUGCAUGGGCACACGUGUGCAUGUUGCACAUGCACGCACGCUCAUGUGCAUGCUGGGCUGUUUGUCAAAUCUGGUGAUGGGAUAUUUCGAGAAAGCAUUCCUUCUUGCAGUGACAAGAACAAGGGCCAGCUCGCUGGUCUCCUCCCCACUGUCCCUGCCCUUGACCUUAUGCCUCCAGGCCGAGGGAGGACUACUGUAUCUAGAUGAGGACGCUGGCACUGCCCAAGUUGUUGGCAGGCUGUGGAGAGAGAGGUCUGCAGCCUUGAUCCUCCUCGGCCCCCUGCUGUGUGCACCUUUUGCACUUGGGCUGACAGAGGGCAAGGCUGUGGAGCCUGCGUGGGUAGAAGCUUUGGUAGUUGGACCUGCCUGCCACCUUCCCCUCCAACGGGGGCACAAUGGUGCCUAAAGUGUUGCCUAUUUCUGGAACCUCUCUAUCCAGCAGAAACUCUAAAUUGGGGCUCUAAUUUUCCUUUAGAGGAUGUGGACAUAAAUGCCGACCUAGAAUUGUUUGGGUCCCGAGCGGUCUCGGCGAGACGCGAUGCCUUGAGAGGACCAUUCCAGCUCUGAGCCCCUCGGGUGUGAUGGUGACAGAUACCCCUUGACUGGCUUGUUCUGUGUGACAGGUUCUGCUGCUGCUCUAUCAGAGACCAGGUGUAUGGGUUCUAGGGUACCUACCGUGACCUAAACAGGUGGAGGUUUCCUUUGAAGCCAUGCCCUUUGCAUAGGUGUUGUCAACACGGAGUCUCUGAGGACGCUAGCAUUAGAACUCGCAGUCCAGUCCUCUAGAACAAAUCCGGACUAUAGCUUUUUCCGUUGAGGGAGAAAUGCAUGCCCUGAGCCAGACCUCACUGCUGCACUUUCCGAGGUGCGAGCGUCGCUGCUCUUCACUGCUGACUCGUUCACAGUGCUCUAAACCCCAGCUGCGAUGCUGAGCGCUGCUCGCCUGAGCUAGACCACAGCUGACUCGACUACUUCUCACUUGGUCCGAGAAUGUGGCAUCAUACUGUGCUUGCUAGAAUGUGGGACCAAAUUGGCCUCAGGUGUUUUGUCCAGACUCCUCUUUGGAGAGGGUUGCACUUUUUCAUAGUGUCUGUGGGGGGUGUGGUAGGCUGCAUGUGCCAGUUGGCGUGCUGAUCCGAGAAAACUCAGAGCUAUCUGUAGCAAGCAAUUGGGGUGCAAGGCUCCGACUUGCUCAGGACAAACCAGGCCAGUGGUUUUCAAACUGCUUGGCAGGGCCCCGAAGUGUUCUAGGGGUUGUCUCCUCAGGAGUCCUUAAGGAGGUGGGGGGUGGAGGGCUGCACAGACUGGGCGAUUUGCCCUCAGACAGAACAGCUCCCCUUGUAGCUGUCUUAUGUAUGUAUCGGGGUUCAGGGUAAGAUUUUAUUUGUGGUAAGGGCUUUGCUGCUGAAAAAAAGUUGGAAAACCACUGACUAGACCAUCCGCUCCACGGGGAGCCUGUGCUCCUUCAAGUUCAGGGAAGGUGCUUUGCUCUGCCCUUCCCGCAGGACACCUACCCAAGUUAGCAUUCCUGGAGGCCUUUAGCGCACAGACACCGGGAACCAUGGCUGGGUUACCAGCAUGCUCUGCUCACAAGCCUUCACGAGGGUGGAGGACAGAGGCUCUUAGGAGACAGUAAAGUGCUUGGUCUGGAUUCCCAGAAGCUUAGCUCAGAUGGGACCAAGUGGGGGAGGUGCGACCUGUCCUGCGCUUCCCUUAAGGGCCAGCAGAAACCCAGAGACUUCCGUCAGGGAAACCAGGGACUGUCUGGAGAGCCAUAUCGUUCCUUUGGAAUAGCUCUUGGCCAAGAGGGCUGAGUAUGGCUCCCGAUUUUUAAAUCCAUUUCAUUUUUUUAAACUGAGGGAAAUGGAUAUAAUUUUUCAAAGACUAAAUAGGUGGAGAGGAUGUUCCUGCUCUCCAAGCCCGAAGGGACAAAUAGGGACUUAGCUUAUCAGCCAAGGAAAGAGCAGAAGUGGGGCAACUCAGCCCUGAGGUUAUUAACCCCACUCCCCAUUCACACUAGGACACACAUAUUCUAUUUUACUUUUUUUAAAUCAUAAACGGCAGGAGAACAGAUUUGGUUAGUUUAGAAGAAGAGAAAAAGCUCUAUAAAUAUAAAUAUAUAUUCCUGUAUUUUUAUUUAAUAAUUUAUAAAUGCCAAGUUCAUUUGACUUUUAUUUUUGUGUAAUAUGUAAUGGUCGUAUUAAAAAUAAAUAAAGCCCAGAAAUUUAACGAGAAGUA
Molecule: messenger RNA, 3429 nt
Organism: Alexandromys fortis (reed vole)
Lineage: Eukaryota; Metazoa; Chordata; Mammalia; Rodentia; Cricetidae
Gene: Bcl2l2
Product: BCL2 like 2
Exons: 4
Coding region: 236-817 (193 amino acids)
Biological process (GO): negative regulation of intrinsic apoptotic signaling pathway; intrinsic apoptotic signaling pathway in response to DNA damage; extrinsic apoptotic signaling pathway in absence of ligand
Cellular component (GO): mitochondrial outer membrane
Molecular function (GO): protein homodimerization activity; protein heterodimerization activity
Source: RefSeq, a predicted model, not a curated record